UUUCACAAUAAUCUAUCAUUUUGGCCAAUUUUGCCGUGUAUCAAACGCGCCCCGGCGUUGAAAGAAAAACCCCAGAAUACAGGUCAUUCGCAAGACGAAGAAAGAAGUAAAAGAACCCCUUGUCAAAUUCAUCACUCCCUCUCCAUCUCGAUCCCUCCCGGUCUCGCUCUAUCUCUAUCUCGAAGACUGUUCGCGGAUAGAUUUCAAUCGAUGGAAAGCCUAUAUAGAGGGGUGCCGAGGAAAGAUAUGAAGCCAAAAGGACGACACCAUGGGUUAACUCAACAGAAGAAACAGGAGAUUAGGGAGGCAUUUGAGCUCUUUGAUACUGACAAUUCUGGUACUAUUGAUGCUAAAGAGCUGAAUGUUGCAAUGAGGGCCCUUGGUUUUGAAUUAACUGAAGAGGAAAUUAAUCGAAUGAUUGCAGAAGUGGACAAGGAUGGCAGUGGUGCGAUAGACUUUGAUGAAUUUGUGCAUAUGAUGACUGCCAAGAUUGGCGAAAGGGACUCUAAAGAGGAACUCAUGAAAGCAUUUCAUAUUAUUGACCAAGAUAAAAAUGGGAAAAUAUCCAUCGCAGACAUUCAGCGUAUCUCAAGGGAAUUGGGUGAAAAUUUUACUGAGAGAGAUAUUCAGGAGAUGGUUGAGGAAGCAGAUCGUGACCAUGAUGGGGAAGUUAGUGCUGAGGAAUUCAUGAGGAUGAUGAGAAGAACCUCUUAUGGCUACUAAAUUUCGACUUAUUGCUUUGCCAACAUUUUUCAGGCGGUUUGUUUGCUGUUCUUAUUGUAUAAAUAGUUGCCAAACGAAUUGGAUGAAUCAUGAAACUUGGAGUAGAUUUAAUCUUGAGUCUCUGGUUUGAGUAUAUUGAAGUUGGUAUUGAAUACUAUUCAAUGUGAAUAUUGGAUGAAAUUUGAAAUCCCUAAUGCUUGUCUAUGAAGUUGUUUGAACUUUGGAAUGAUGUAAAAUGGUUACUGUUGAAAAGGGAUUCACAUCAUUGAGCUCA
Coffea arabica (coffee) is the source of this 997-nucleotide messenger RNA. RefSeq names its product caltractin. Gene Ontology annotation, molecular function: calcium ion binding. NCBI's taxonomy places the organism in Eukaryota, Viridiplantae, Streptophyta, Magnoliopsida, Gentianales, Rubiaceae. The record is from RefSeq and is a predicted model, not a curated record. Gene Ontology annotation, cellular component: myosin II complex.